Messenger RNA from Aspergillus luchuensis, 1320 nucleotides. Its product is annotated as glycosyltransferase family 31 protein. NCBI's taxonomy places the organism in Eukaryota, Fungi, Ascomycota, Eurotiomycetes, Eurotiales, Aspergillaceae. The record is from RefSeq and is a predicted model, not a curated record. Gene Ontology annotation, molecular function: glycosyltransferase activity. Gene Ontology annotation, cellular component: membrane. Bases 1 to 1320 code for a protein of 439 amino acids. The transcript is spliced from 2 exons.
AUGGCAGUCCGUCGAUUUCGUCGCAUCACCAUCCUCGCCUCCCUCCUGGGUGUAUUCCUUCUCUACCACUUUCUCUCCAUCCGCCCGGAGCUCUACACCCGCAGCGCCACCCAGCUCCGCACUCCGCAGACCACCCCGCAGAGCGCUCCAAAUGAGCCGCCCGAAUGCCCCCCUCUCGAGGGGAUCGAAGAUGUCCUAGUAGUCAUGAAGACAGGUGUCACCGAAGCCCUCGACAAAGUCCCGGUUCACUUCCAAACAACCCUGCGCUGCGUCCCGAACUAUAUCAUCUUCUCGGAUUUUGAAGAAGAAAUCGAAGGCGUCAAAAUCCAUGACGCUCUCCGCACUAUGGACAGCACUGUCCGAGACACCGUUGCCGACUUCAACCUCUACAACCGUCUCCGCGAACAGGGUCGCGCUGGUCUCGAAUCAGCCGACUUCGCCGAUGAAGCCAAUUCCAAUAUCGGCAAACCUAAUAAUCCGGGCUGGAAGCUCGACAAGUGGAAAUUCCUUCCCAUGGUGCAACAGGCCCUCACCUACAAGAAUAACGCCAAAUGGUAUGUCUUCAUGGAGGCAGAUACCUAUUUCUCGUGGCCGACACUCCUCGAAUGGCUCUCGCAUUUCGAUCCUAAAGAACCCCACUACAUCGGCACUGAGACCCAGAUCGCAGACGUCAUCUUUGCGCAUGGCGGGUCCGGCUUCGUUGUCUCCAACCCCGCGAUGCAACUCGCCUCGAACGAGUACGCGACCCGCACUGUAGAACUGAACGAGUACACCGACUGGCACUGGGCUGGCGACUGUGUCUUGGGCAAGGUUCUCGCCGACGCCGGUGUUCCCCUGCGCUACUCCUGGCCGAUCCUGCAGAACUCCAACGUCGGAGAAUUGGACGAGUUCGCCAAGGGAUUCUACCGCAAGCCAUGGUGCUUCCCCGCAGUAGCAUUCCACCACCUCACAUCUCACGAGAUCCAGGAUCUCUACGAGUUCGAGAAACGCCGACGUCGACAGGCCACCAGUAACAUCCUCCUCCACCGCGAUGUCUUCAAAGAACUCAUCUACCCUGAACUCUCCAAUGUCCGCGACAGCUGGGACAACCUCUCCGACGAGGAACACCCCAAAAUCACCGACUUCCACGAAUGCAAAACCCUCUGCUCCAGCUCCCGAAGUUGCGCGCAAUUUGUCAUGCGCGACGGCAUCUGCUUCACGGGCGAAACGCCCCGACUGGGAGUCAGGAAUCCGACAGCCCGAUCUGGCUGGAUCCUCAGCACAGUCGACCACAUGAUGGACAACGCGCCACGCUGUCCUCAUCCUGACUUUGGACUCUGA